CUGUUUAAAAAUAUGGAACGGGGAAGGUCCAAGUGGAAAUAUUCAAAGUUUGUUUCUACCGCUAUCUUGACACAGACCGGACAUUAAACCUGUUUAGUUAGUUUAAAAUGUCUUUUUGGUAUCAACUUCUUGCAGUAGAAAUGUUCGUGUAGUAUUUAAUUCGAACCCCGGUAUGAUGAAUACGUGUAUUGCAACUCUUCUUGUUCUUUUGAACCAGCAGAAAUUUAUCACUGGUCAAAAUCUUCAUGAAGAUGACUUGGGCUCUAGUCAAUGUUUUCAAGAAUCAGCAAAAGGCAACGAAAAGUUUGUCAUUUGUUCAAAUCAGCAAGUGCAAGAUGCAGAGAACGUGAUGGCUCUUGCACUGUAUAAGGAAGAGAAUGUGCUGCCUUUCCACAAGCGACAACGGGAGUUUAACUUCCUGGGUCAGACCUUGAGAAUCCAGCAAGACUGGGGCAAGCUUGGUGUGGCUGCAGUGGUUUGGGAUUCUGCUGUGGUGCUGUGUGACUAUCUUGUGAAGCAUCAAGAGAUCGUGUUUGGGAAACGGGUUCUGGAGCUAGGGGCAGGAACUGGACUGGUUGGCAUGGUAGCUGCUCUGGCAGGAGGAGAUGUAACAGUCACAGAGAGAUUUGAGGUGUUACCGCAUCUAGAAGCUGUUAUUGCAGAUAAUUUUAAUUCUGGAAACUAUUUAAUCACUGUGGAAGAACUUGACUGGACACGUGAUAAUAUCUAUAGUUUUCCUGACUUUGAUGUCAUUUUAGGAGCAGACAUCAUAUAUGUGGAGGAAACAUUUCCAGAUCUCCUGCGACUCUUCUUCAUUUCACUACAAUAAAAACAAGAGUAUUUCUGUCUUGUCUAAUUCGAUAUGACAGAGACACUAAUUUUCUUUCGAAAAUGGAGCAGCAUUUUACUUUAUCGGUGGUGCACUUUGACUCGUGA
Messenger RNA from Pomacea canaliculata, 936 nucleotides. Its product is annotated as protein N-lysine methyltransferase METTL21A-like. The record is from RefSeq and is a predicted model, not a curated record. Gene Ontology annotation, biological process: peptidyl-lysine methylation. Bases 173 to 829 code for a protein of 218 amino acids. Gene Ontology annotation, cellular component: cytosol; cytoplasm. Gene Ontology annotation, molecular function: protein-lysine N-methyltransferase activity. NCBI's taxonomy places the organism in Eukaryota, Metazoa, Mollusca, Gastropoda, Architaenioglossa, Ampullariidae. The transcript is spliced from 5 exons.